This is a messenger RNA of Homalodisca vitripennis (glassy-winged sharpshooter), 741 nucleotides long. RefSeq lists its product as uncharacterized. The transcript has a single exon. Bases 1 to 741 code for a protein of 246 amino acids. NCBI's taxonomy places the organism in Eukaryota, Metazoa, Arthropoda, Insecta, Hemiptera, Cicadellidae. The record is from RefSeq and is a predicted model, not a curated record.
AUGGCUAUUGAGUCUAGAUCCGGAUCGUCAAUAACGUAUGACGAUAUCUACAGUCUUGUGACUGACCUCAGAAAGGACUUAAAGGGGAUUGAAACUAACCUAGGUAAGUCAAUCAACACUGCCUUUGAGGAAAUAAAGGAAACUAAAAGUUUAGUCAGUAAACAGAAUGAAGAAAUGGCGGCUUUGCUAGAGCUCGUAAACAAACUAACUGCUGAAAAUAGCGAACUAAAGAACAGAGUGUCUUUGCUCGAAAGCCGUAUAGAGGACAGUGAACAAUAUUCGAGAAGGGACACUAUCGAAAUACAUGGUGUGCCAGUUGAAAAAGGCGAACAAGUGUUGGAAGUAGUCAAGUCGGUGGGGAAGGCAUUAGAUCUAACCAUUGAAAAUUCUAUGGUUAGUGCUUGCCACAGGUUACGAAGUAGGGAUGGAACUGACAAACCUCCCGGAAUAAUAGUUAAGAUGACUCGACGUAUGGACGCUGAAUCUCUGCUGCAACGAAGACGUGUGAAGAGGAAUUUUUCUACUCACCACAUAGGCCUAACAGCAAGCCCUGCUCAGCCUAUCUACAUAAAUGAAAGCCUAUGUCCCGGAAGGCGCCGACUUCUGAAUGCAGCUAGAGUUGUGAAAGGAGAAAAACAAUACACAUACUUAUGGAUACGGGGAGGCAAGAUCCUUAUGAGAAAGGCCGAAAAAGCUCCUGUGAAAGUGAUAACUUCUCAAGCAGAUCUAGCCAAACUGUGA